Molecule: messenger RNA, 1047 nt
Organism: Felis catus (domestic cat)
Lineage: Eukaryota; Metazoa; Chordata; Mammalia; Carnivora; Felidae
Gene: RHO
Product: rhodopsin
Biological process (GO): G protein-coupled receptor signaling pathway; phototransduction; visual perception
Cellular component (GO): membrane; photoreceptor outer segment
Molecular function (GO): G protein-coupled receptor activity
Source: RefSeq, marked provisional
AUGAACGGGACGGAGGGCCCGAACUUCUACGUGCCCUUCUCCAACAAAACGGGUGUGGUACGCAGCCCCUUCGAGUACCCACAGUACUACCUGGCUGAGCCAUGGCAGUUCUCCAUGCUGGCCGCCUACAUGUUCCUGCUCAUCGUGCUUGGCUUCCCCAUCAACUUCCUCACGCUCUACGUCACGGUCCAGCACAAGAAGCUGCGCACGCCUCUCAACUACAUCCUGCUCAACCUGGCCGUGGCUGACCUCUUCAUGGUCUUCGGUGGCUUCACCACCACCCUCUACACCUCUCUGCAUGGAUACUUUGUCUUUGGGCCCACAGGAUGCAAUUUGGAGGGCUUCUUUGCCACACUGGGCGGUGAAAUUGCCCUGUGGUCUUUGGUGGUCCUGGCCAUUGAGCGGUACGUGGUGGUGUGUAAGCCCAUGAGCAACUUCCGCUUUGGGGAGAACCAUGCCAUAAUGGGCGUCGCCUUCACCUGGGUCAUGGCACUGGCCUGCGCUGCACCCCCUCUCGUUGGUUGGUCCAGGUACAUCCCUGAAGGCAUGCAGUGUUCAUGCGGGAUCGACUACUACACACUCAAGCCAGAGGUCAACAACGAGUCCUUUGUCAUCUACAUGUUCGUGGUCCACUUCACCAUCCCCAUGAUCGUCAUCUUCUUUUGCUACGGGCAGCUUGUCUUCACAGUCAAGGAGGCGGCAGCCCAGCAGCAGGAGUCAGCCACCACCCAGAAGGCUGAGAAGGAGGUCACUCGCAUGGUCAUCAUCAUGGUCAUUGCUUUCCUGAUCUGUUGGGUGCCCUACGCCAGCGUGGCAUUCUACAUCUUCACCCACCAGGGCUCCAACUUUGGCCCCAUCUUCAUGACACUCCCGGCGUUCUUCGCCAAGUCCUCCUCCAUCUACAACCCUGUCAUCUACAUCAUGAUGAACAAGCAGUUCCGGAACUGCAUGCUCACUACCCUCUGCUGUGGCAAGAACCCACUGGGUGAUGACGAGGCCUCCACCACCGCCUCCAAGACGGAGACCAGCCAGGUGGCACCGGCCUAA